Molecule: messenger RNA, 973 nt
Organism: Piliocolobus tephrosceles (Ugandan red Colobus)
Lineage: Eukaryota; Metazoa; Chordata; Mammalia; Primates; Cercopithecidae
Gene: TMEM147
Product: transmembrane protein 147
Exons: 8
Coding region: 243-893 (216 amino acids)
Source: RefSeq, a predicted model, not a curated record
CCAGAAGGUCGCGCGCGGGCCCCCGCCAGUCAGGUGGGCGCCAGGUCCUGGCUGUGGCGAAAGUACCGGCUGAGCCGGAGACCCGCUGCCGGAGACGCCGCCUCGCGAUCCCCGCGCGGGCGGGACCGGGCGGCCGGCGUCAUGACCCUGUUUCACUUCGGGAACUGCUUCGCUCUCGCUUACUUCCCCUACUUCAUCACCUACAAGUGCAGCGGCCUGUCCGAGUACAACGCCUUCUGGAAAUGCGUCCAGGCUGGAGUCACCUACCUCUUUGUCCAACUCUGCAAGGAGCAGCACCUUCAGACCUGACUCAGAUGCCCUGUGAUCACCCAGAACUCAAACUUCCAGCCCCCUCGGGGACCCGGAUGCUGUUCUUGGCCACUUUCUUUCCCACCUGGGAAGGCGGCAUCUAUGACUUCAUUGGGGAGUUCAUGAAGGCCAGCGUGGAUGUGGCAGACCUGAUAGGUCUAAACCUUGUCAUGUCCCGGAAUGCCGGCAAGGGGGAGUACAAGAUCAUGGUUGCCGCCCUGGGCUGGGCCACCGCGGAGCUUAUUAUGUCCCGCUGCAUUCCCCUAUGGGUCGGAGCCCGGGGCAUUGAGUUUGACUGGAAGUACAUCCAGAUGAGCAUAGACUCCAACAUCAGUCUGGUCCAUUACAUCGUCGCAUCUGCUCAGGUCUGGAUGAUAACACGCUAUGAUCUGUACCACACUUUCCGGCCGGCUGUCCUCCUGCUGAUGUUCCUCAGUGUCUACAAGGCCUUCGUUAUGGAGACCUUCGUCCACCUCUGCUCACUGGGCAGCUGGACAGCCCUACUGGCCCGAGCAGUGGUAACGGGGCUGCUGGCCCUUAGCACCUUGGCCCUGUAUGUCGCCGUUGUCAAUGUGCACUCCUAGACUUGGUGUCUCAGAUAUUGAUGGACCCUUUCCCUGCCUCGCUUCAGGUUUUAGUGAAGUAAAUAGUAUUUGGAAAGUUG